Exophiala viscosa is the source of this 3906-nucleotide messenger RNA. RefSeq lists its product as uncharacterized. Bases 360 to 3791 code for a protein of 1143 amino acids. Lineage: Eukaryota; Fungi; Ascomycota; Eurotiomycetes; Chaetothyriales; Herpotrichiellaceae. The record is from RefSeq and is a predicted model, not a curated record. The transcript is spliced from 6 exons.
UGUGCUGUCCAAGACCACUUUUUCUCUUCUUGACACUCGCUAUCGUCCCUGUUGCAUUCCGAAAUUGAUCAGAUUGAUUGUCGCCUAGGGUCUUUUUUUGUACCCGCCCGCCCAUUCGUUCCGAACCGAUAAGAACCCCUGACACUUGGUGGUCCUGCAUAUGCAACUUGCCUGAGGGCAAGCAUCAGAGCCGUCCCAGCUCCUCUUGCACUGGCUGGCUGUGCAGACAUCCUGCUUUUAUUCUGUCGUGGCGACUCUCAUAGACGAUUCACCUCCAUGAUCAAUUGACCUGCCGAACCGAUGACAGACACAACCCAAUGCAUCUCUAUCUAAAUCUUCUUGACGACGUUCAAUAGACGAUGCCGUUCUUCUCGAAGGUCUUCAAGAGCAAGGAUGCUGGGGUCAAAAAGGCGAAUGUGCCGACCACAAAUGGCAAUACACACAAGACACCACAAUGGUCUGACGCAUGGCUACGGACGAGGGUUGACCCAGAGGAGGUGUCAGAGUUGCUGCAUUUGUGUACAUCAGAGUUGAAAUCCAGAGCGCUCGAUGUGCCCUUCCUACUACUACCAUUUCGUCCCUCAUCGGACCCUUCUGCGGCGAGAACAUUCAUGCGCAACUUCUUCCUUCCACCUCAAGAUCGAGAGCCACUGCGGGGUUCCUUGUUGCAAAAUGAAUUGCGAAUGACCGAAGUCAUGGUCUUGAUCAGUGUGAUGAAAUGGUGCUGGGCUCGUUUACCUGGCGGCGUCGUUACUUGGGAAGUCUAUGAGGGGUUCAAGGUCGGCGAGAAAGAUUCCAACUAUGCGCGCGAUGCUUUCAGUACAUUCGUCCCUCUUGGUGUCGAUUCACCCGUUCGCGUUCAAAUCAUCCAAGACUUUUUCGAUCUGAUUGCAGCCGUUGCCGCGCAUGGCAAGGCCAACGGUUUUGGUGGUCACAAACUAUCCAGGUAUGCUGGAUGGUGGGCUUUUGAGCAUUACGAUACCGGCAAGGGAUUCGAAUCUGGAUACAAAUCUUGGGAGAAUGCUGCUGAUGCAGCCGCUCACCUCUUCUUCGCCUACCUGCGAUCACUGUCACCCGGUGCAGGUAAGACGAGUGGAAUACUGAGCCUCCCCAGGUCCCUUCAACAACUCUUGGACUCAACAGUCUACCCACCCCAAAAUUCGUUGCUCCUCAACGACACUACGAAAGUGGUCAUGAUCGUAGAUGUUGUUUCGCCAACACCGUACGCCCUUCUGCGACGCGCGAAGAAAUUCGAAUACAGAGAUGACGACCAAGGGCUGCAGCAAUUUGCAAGCUAUGAUGAUCCCGUGGAAGCUCUGACUGACGAGUGUCGGCGUGUACUCAAAGCAAUUUCGUCUGCGAACCAGUCCCACAUCUCCAACGCAAAUACCUCAACAAGCCUCCGGGAUCCGUCAUGGUCGAGAUUUGAAGACAUAGGUUUUGGGAGCUCACUUGAUGAUGAGGAGGAGGAAGGAGAUGAUUUUCUCGGGCCCAAACCUGCCAGUUCCAGACCUUUGCGUACUGCACCCCGCGCAAGGGGCUAUCAAGAUCUGGCACGACCCACCACUCCAUCGUGGGCAGACUUCCUCUCAUCAGGAUUCGAUGAGCACGGCAACAGGGCUCCUGCCCCAAUCCUGCUUCCCCCUGAUAAAAUCUUACCCCCCAUCAAUGCGACAAUGAUCCGUGGUCAGAGCUCUCAGUCGCACCGAAGGAACCUGAACGCACAACCUAUCCUAGAUCCAGGUGAAUUGGCAAGCAUCACACGAACGGAUGUAGAUGAUUCAUUUUGGUGGGUUUGGAUCAGUAGUCUGGCGCCUGAAGAACCGACAUCAAGGAAGGCCGUUUUCGGUCGCUGUGCUCUAAUCGAGACUAUACUCCCAUAUGGCCACUGGAUGGUCAUGGAAGAACAAGUCAAGGGAGCUGCACCAGAACCCGCUGCUGGCGCGUAUAUCGCAGAGACCAAGAAAUCGUUCCUCGGUUUCACCACCAAAGGUGGACGAUUGACCCGAAGGCGAUCAGGAACAAAGAAGAGUCCACUCUCACCAGAACCACCAAUCGCGACGCCCAGCAAAGCUACUUUGGCUCCAGAUCAACAAGCAAAAAUCCAAAGAGCUGCGGCCGAGUUGACGAGGAAGAAGGAAGCCGAAGACAGGGAGAAUGAGGCCGCGGUGGCUCGGCGUGGUCGAAUGGCGCAGACUAUGAUUGCUUCCAAAACUAACAGCAUUUUCACGAUCGGUCCACUCAUUAAGGAUGAGGCGUCUCCGGCUCUUCAAUGGGCCAGCCAGUACGACAAGAAAGCAAUCCGGGCUAAGUACCUGGGGGACACGCUCGCUGGCCAAGGUUCACGUGAAAUGUUGACGCUGCCUUCGAACGGUAUGGGAAUCAGCAGGUCUACGUCUACUCUUUCGGUGGUGAGCAAGAAUAAGGACCUUCCCGUCCCGCCACCAGACAAUGCCUCACGGCCCGCAUUUGUCGACAGAAGUCAGUCAGAAGAAGCUCCUCAGGUUGCAACGGCACGAAUGACGCCAGCAGCAAUGUCGCCAGCACCAGUGGAACAACCUCAGCCAUUCGAAGAGGCACCACCUAUCGUCAUUGAGCCUGCCUCCAUUCCGACCGAUCCGGAAGUGCGUGUCGACAGUGAAGCUGUUCCUGAAGCUGCCGAAGUACCUCUGCCUCCUGCGACGCCGGAAAUUCCUCAGGAGCUUGCCAUGGAGAAGCCGGUUAAUGCCAGACCUCAGCCGGCUAAGUUGACCAAGUCAUUUGACGGACAGCGAAAAGUCUCACCGCCGCAGCAGAAGAAAAUCAAGGGCAAGGUCUCAAAUGGGCCGCCGCCCGCGCAGCGAAAGAGUGGCAUCCGGCGGCUGUUUGGCUCGAAACAACCAAAACCGAAUCAAUCAGGACCACGGCAGUCUCUAGAAAGUCAACCAGCUCCAGGUUCUCCGGUGGCGGCAAAUCCUGCAGUUGCUGCAGCAAGACGUGCAUUGGAGGGUAAGCCUGCACCAGACGAUGGCCCUACCUCGCCUCCAUUGAGCCCUGCCCAUUUUGCUCGACUGGCAAACGCGAAAGCACCGAAAGCGGUCCAGCAUGAUGGUGUUGACACUACGUCGAUGAGUGCGGCUGUUGAAUUAGGGUCGACGCCACAGCUCACCCAUUAUCCUGAACCUGCUCAGCAACAGUACGCACCUCCACCAGCGAUCGGACAGGAUGCAGAUUACGAUGGGCUUUCGCGAGUGGACACGAAUGAACGUGAGCAUGCCAAUCGCGAAUUUUCGAGGUUUGAUCAGGGGCCUCUGUCGGAUCAGCCAGCUUUUGAUCCUCCAGAUACUCCCAAUCGAAGUGCGUUCAUGACUCCUGCAGAGGAAAUGCCUCAAACACGCUACGAGGACAUUCCACCGGCGGACUACGGUGGCCAGGGUCAGGCACGUUAUGAAGACCAUCCAGCGCAUUACGCUAGCCAGAACCAAGUAUAUUAUGAUGAGCACCCACAGGCACCGUUCAGCGUGCACGCGGAGGUGACAGUUGAGGAGCCAGAACCCUCUGUGAUUGAGGAGGAGGAGGAAGAUGAGGCAUUCCCGCCGCAGGUCAAUCCCACCGACCGAUGGGCUCAGAUCCGCAAGAACGCGGCCGAUAGAGCAGCGAGACAGUCUGAAGAGCAGACCUCGAGAAGUCGAACGGAGACUCGAACAGACGAUGGCGAGACUAGUGGAGAAGAAACCAUUGAAUCACGCGUGGCACGGAUCAAGGCACGUGUAGCCGAACUCACCGGUAACAUGGACGGCAACCGACGAUAGACACAGACACAUUUGUGUUGUCACGUUGAACAUCAUUCCCUCUUGUGCGAGCGCGCACUCAAUUUCGACACUGACUUGAUCAUUUUCUUGACUUGGUGGCCGGAGUUUGUUUUUU